GAAUGGAAAAGAAACGACACUGCAUUUUCCGGGAAAAUUUUCUUCCGCUUGUGCUCGAGGCUUCGUAGUUCUCUUCUCAGCAUAGAAAACUGAGCUCUUCGGAUCCUUUUCAAUGGCGAGAGUAGAAGGAUUCGUCGAAGCUGAUAAUGCAGAGGCCAUAAUCACUAGAAUCGAACACAAAUCGCGAAAGAUCGAAAGCCUACUGAAACAGUAUAAGCCGGUUGAAGCCCUUAAGACGGCCCUGGAAGGUUCUCCUCCCAUGACCAGAGACGAGCGAUGCAAGUCGGCGAAUUGGAUAGUGGUGCAUAGAGCCUUGAUGGCUAUAAAAGAUGUAGAAGGGAUGUUCGCUUCUCUGGAUCCUGAGUACUACGACAUUCUUAUGAAGUACCUGUACAGAGGCUUGUCAACUGGAGAUCGCCCUACUUGUGAGCAGUGCCUUAGGAUUCAUGAGAAGCUGACGGAGAGAGCUGGUUUGGGAUGUAUACUCCGUUGCCUUGCUGACACUGUGAAUACUGUCUGAUCUAAUUAUUCCAUGCCCCAAAAAAAUAUGUACUCUAAUUUUCAAUUUGUAAUUUUGUUUGAAAUCUCUUAAUGUAGGAUUGGCAUGCAAAUUAAACUUGAUAACUAAAAUUGGAAGAAGUGUCAUUAGUCCUUUUAUAUUGUUGUUCUUAAGCCUCCGAUUGCUUCAGAGGGUUCACGAGUGUGAGCACUCCGCCUAUUAUUGUAUCAUAGUCAUGUUGGUUGUUAGCCUCAAGCAAAUGUAUUGUUUUCACCAUGCAAUAGGAAAUCAAAGAAGACUACUAUUUUUUCUUAUUGGAAACGAUUUCACAUUUAAGUUCUACUAUUAGUUCAAAACACGUCACCUUGUUCCUUUGCCAUUUUACAGAUGUUAAAGGUUGAAGGAGAACAAACAUGGAGUUGGGUGAAGGAAGUGAAGGUUCUAAUGCCGAGGUACAUAUUUAUUUAAAAUUUAGGAUUGAGACCCCAUAAUUUCAUUGAAUUGGCUUAUUAACCAGCUUUAAAGUUGGACAAAAGAAAACCACCUUAACUUGGGCACCGUUUGGUAUUAAUAUAGUCUUUGAUUUUAG
Rubroshorea leprosula is the source of this 1088-nucleotide messenger RNA. The record is from the annotation of a GenBank genome assembly. NCBI's taxonomy places the organism in Eukaryota, Viridiplantae, Streptophyta, Magnoliopsida, Malvales, Dipterocarpaceae.